This is a messenger RNA of Megalopta genalis, 1559 nucleotides long. The record is from RefSeq and is a predicted model, not a curated record. NCBI's taxonomy places the organism in Eukaryota, Metazoa, Arthropoda, Insecta, Hymenoptera, Halictidae.
CUCCAAAACAGUUUCCGUUUGAGUCUGACUAACCGAUUGUUCAGACAUCAUUGAUCUCUCCAUUUGUAGUGUACCUUCUGCGAGAUAGUGUCGUGAAACUACAUAUAAUCACUGCGCUGUGAUUUAAUGUUCAAGAUACUUUCAGGUUACUUCAUACUGUCAUCAUUCGUAAUCCGAUAAAAGCGACGGCGACGCCAUGUUUAAUAUUGGUGUACAAAACUGUUUUUGUACAUUCAGUACAAUCGUGAACGAAACAUGUUUUUCAGUUCGUGAAGUAAAAAGACAUAAUUGUUCGAAAAUAUGUCUACCUCUUGUAUCAUUUAUAAAUAUUGUCCGUACGGAUGAACAAUUUGCUAAACUGCCGCGGUGGUGACUGUUUAGUGGUCUACUGUACUUGUAAGAUUUCCUAUAAAUACUCAAAUACUAAUGCCUAAUUUUGCACGGAAAUACAUAUUGAGAUCAAUAUCAGCAUCAAAGGCUUCCUGGUAUUAAUUUGAUACCAUUUACAGACUCAUCUGAUAUGGAGCCAGUUAAUAAAGUUCCUUUGCCAUUAGAACCAAUAAAGUCAAAUCAGGUGGAAGACAGGAGAUUGUGGGUGGGAAAUUUAGAUUUAAGAAUUAAUGAGUACCAACUCCUAAAACUCGUCCAAAAACAUGGAACUAUUGAAAAGUUCGACCUCCUAUUCCACCGGUCAGGUCCACAAGCCGGUCAACCAAGAGGAUAUGCAUUUGUUACAUACAAGACGGUUCAGGAUGCAGAAACAGCCAAAGAUGCUCUACAUAAUUUGAAAGUAGGAGCAAAAAAUAUUAUUGUUAGAUGGGCUCAUAGUGUAACAGAGGUAAUUGAUGAAACAUUACAACCAUUAUCUUUUCUUAGUAAUGAUUUCUUAAUAAUAGCUUCUCUGUUCAAGCCUGACAUUGACAAACCAAAGCCAAAAAUAGAUAUACCUGCUUUAGCUGGGGCUAAAAAGGAAGAUAAAAGAAUUAGUCGUGAAACAGCAAUUCAAGCUAUAGAGGCCAAACUGAAACUGAUGAAAGAGUCUGAAGAAGAAUUUGAACUAAACAAACCUUUAAAUGCAUCACCCGUAAUACAUUUAUAUCAAAAACCAGAAAAUCCAAAACCGUCCACAUCAACUCGUUAUCAUAAUCGAAAUCACCAUCAUAACAAUAAGCCAUAUAAUCGUUAUAAACCAAGAAGAUAAUUUAAAUCCCACUUUUAUUUCUUAACAUUAAUAUUAAAAAUACGAUUUAUUUUUACUGAUCAUCUUUCGUUCCAUGACUAUAGUUGAUACAUUAUUUAUAUUUUCUACUUAAAUCAUCGACAUGUAUUUUGUUUUUGUACUAUAAAAUUUUUAGUCCAUAUUUUGUAUUUUUUUCUACUAAUCAAAUAUGAUUCCUACAAUGAUGUAGACGACUAUGAUGACGACGAUGAUGCGACUAUGCAUAUGAUACAAAAGUAUCUCAAUUUACUAAUAAUGCAAUGCUUAAUAUGUACACUAAUGUACAUGUAUUUUCAUAAUCAAUGACAUCUUUUUAUAAUAAACGAAUGUACACUUUAAA